AACUUUUAAAAUGUAUCAGGUGGUUAGAAAACUUGUGUUUACCGAUUCACAUUGCUGGGAUGCCGACAGUAAGAGGUCUUACCAGGAUCUGUUCGAGAAGCUGGACACCAACAAAGAUGGGAAAGUGGACGUUGCUGAGCUGCGAGCGGGCCUUACAGCGAUGGGAAUAUCGUAUCGGCAAGGUGCAGCACAGAAAAUUGUGUCAUCCGGGGACAAAGAUAAGGACGGUGGACUUGACUUCAAAGAGUUCUCCAGAUACCUGAAAGAACAUGAGAAGAAACUACGUCUCACGUUCAAGAGUCUUGACAAAAACAAUGAUGGCCGUAUUGAUUCCAUGGAGAUCCAGCAGUCACUCGCGGAGCUGGGGGUGGACAUAUCCAAAGAGGAUGCCCAGAAGAUUCUCCAAAGCAUCGAUGUGGACGGCACCAUGACGGUGGACUGGAAUGAGUGGCGGGAGCAUUUCCUCUUCAACCCGGCCACCAACAUCCAGGAGAUCAUCCGCUACUGGAAGCACUCCUCAGUUCUGGACAUUGGGGACAGCCUAGCCAUUCCUGAUGAGUUCACAGAAGAGGAGAAGACCACCGACUUCUGGUGGAAGCAGCUGAUUGCGGGCGCCACGGCAGGGGCAGUCUCUCGCACAGGCACUGCCCCUCUGGACAGGAUGAAAGUUUUCAUGCAGGUCCAUGCCUCUAAGUCCAACAAGAUCAGCUUGGUCGGGGGGUUCAAGCAGAUGGUGAUGGAGGGAGGGGUGACAUCACUGUGGCGGGGGAAUGGGGUCAAUGUCCUGAAGAUUGCACCUGAGACGGCUGUAAAGUUCAUGGCUUAUGAGCAGUAUAAGAAGUACCUGUCUUCUGAGGGGGAAGAGGUCCGGACUCAUCAGAGGUUUAUAGCAGGGUCCCUGGCAGGGGCGACAGCGCAGACGACCAUCUACCCAAUGGAGGUAAUGAAGACCAGGCUCACCCUGCGGAAGACGGGCCAGUACUCGGGAAUGCUGGACUGCGCCAAGAAGAUCCUUCAGAAGGAGGGGGUCAAGGCCUUCUACAAAGGCUAUGUGCCCAACAUCCUGGGCAUCAUCCCCUAUGCAGGCAUUGACCUGGCCGUGUAUGAGAGCCUGAAGAAUGCCUGGCUGUCGCGGUAUGCCAAAGACACCGCCAACCCGGGGAUUUUGGUACUGCUUGGCUGUGGGACGAUAUCAAGCACCUGCGGCCAGCUGGCCAGCUACCCCCUCGCGCUGGUCAGGACACGCAUGCAGGCCCAAGCAUCUGUGGAAGGGUCGGAGCAGCUGUCCAUGAGCCGACUGGUGAAGAAGAUCAUAGCCAAAGAGGGCUUUUUCGGACUCUACCGGGGCAUCCUCCCCAACUUUAUGAAAGUGAUCCCUGCUGUCAGCAUCAGCUACGUGGUUUACGAGUACACCAAAACAGGACUUGGCAUCUCCAAGUAGGACGAGGGGCCCUUCUGCCAGCCCCUUUUCCCCCAACCCCGUUUUAGAAAGCAGAAAAGGACUCAACAUCACGGACCAAAAAAUCCAGCCGUCUGUCCUGGAGCCUUCAACGGUGAAGGUCAGCACAUUCACUUGAGACACUCUCGACAGCCGAGACAUAAUUUUGUUUAAGGAAUCAACUCUGACCAAAGUCAGUCACGUUUGUUGAGCAUGUUGGCUUUGUUAUCACAGCAAUACAAAAGAAAUGUGGCAUUCCCAAACAGGUUUUGCACACUUUUUAUUUUGUUCCAUUUGAACUGUCAGAUCAGUAGAGGAUGUGCCUUAAGUUAUUUUGUUCUUGUGUUGUGGCUAAGUAUGCCACCCUCCAAGACUUGUUAUAAAGCUGGCAAUAUGUUUACAGUCAAAAUGUAUUUUUUAAUGCAGUAUCGUUUGGAUAUCCCGUGUGACUGUUUUGGUUGAGUUUGCAUGCUUGUGGCUGAAAUUUUAAUAUUUUGCAUUUGACUACACUGGGUGGCACUUCACUCUAUUUGCACAAGGAUCCAGUAAGCCUGAAUGAGUAUUUGUUCUUUAUCAUAAGGCCUCUAUUCAGUCUGAAAGCAAUGGUCUAUGUCCUUAAGUUUCAGAAAUACAUUUAAGCAAGCCUUAAGCUUUUUUAAUGUUGUGCAACUUCUCUUGUGAAUGUCAGAAUUAAUGACUGCAGUGUGGGAAGCAGUGCGGGCUAGUGGUUAAGUAGAUUUGAUUCCCUGG
Messenger RNA from Megalops cyprinoides (Indo-Pacific tarpon), 2188 nucleotides. Its product is annotated as calcium-binding mitochondrial carrier protein SCaMC-1-like. Gene Ontology annotation, biological process: transmembrane transport. The record is from RefSeq and is a predicted model, not a curated record. The transcript has 10 exons. Bases 11 to 1441 code for a protein of 476 amino acids. NCBI's taxonomy places the organism in Eukaryota, Metazoa, Chordata, Actinopteri, Elopiformes, Megalopidae. Gene Ontology annotation, molecular function: ATP transmembrane transporter activity; calcium ion binding. Gene Ontology annotation, cellular component: mitochondrial inner membrane.